Trichobilharzia szidati is the source of this 1582-nucleotide messenger RNA. The record is from the annotation of a GenBank genome assembly. NCBI's taxonomy places the organism in Eukaryota, Metazoa, Platyhelminthes, Trematoda, Strigeidida, Schistosomatidae.
CGUCACAGUAAACUUCAGCUUGAAGUUAUUCGCUUAUAUCGAGAAUUUUUACGAACUGUUCAACAAAUAGAAACUAAAUCAAAGUCAGAAAAUAACAACAACAUUUCCUCGAACAGAAGUUCUAAUCCCAGUCAACUUAGAGAAUUUAUUCGUUCCGAGUUUCGAUCUCAAGCAGCUGCCUAUAAAAAGACAGACACUUUUGGUAUUGAAGCUGCCCUACGUAGAGGUCAAAGACGCUUGGAGGACAUCAAAUCAGGGACCGUCAUAAACAUUAAGAAAAUAUCUGUUGGUCAACAAGAUCAUGGUGGACAAACAACUGAUCGGAAAGAUUAAGCGUCUUAUCGAUGUUCUCAACAAAGAUCGCAGUAACUAUGUGGCGUCUUUUGCUUAUGGAUCUGUAGUCUUCCCACAGAAAGGCAGAACAACAAGUAAUUCACUAAUCGACCUAAUCAUUAUUGCUCAUGAUCCUGUUGAAUGGCAUUUAAAGAAUAUCUCCGAAAAUCCUAACCAUUACAACACCUUACUUCGCAGUUUCUCCAAGACAUAUCAAUCAUCCUACUUCAAAAUGUUUCUCUGUCAAGCUCCUGGUCCUAAAGUCUAUUAUAAUCCUUUCAUUGAAUGGAAUGAUCCACUUGAUAACAAUAAAAAAGUUUCAUUUAAGUAUGGUGUUGUUGGAAUUCAAAGUAUCCUAUCUGACCUAUCGACAUGGUCACAUCUUUACAUAGCUGGACGUCUUCAAAAACCUGUCUUAUGGAUAUCUGAUGACUCUAAGCUAUCCUCAUCUCAAAGUUAUGCUGAACAAUUACAUACAUUACAAAAUAAAAAUCUUCUUGCUUCUAUGUCCUAUGCAAUUCUCUUAAACUAUCCAAAGCGUUUUCCGAUUAGUGAAUAUGAUUUAUACUGUAGUAUUGCAUCAAUCUCUUACACUGGUGAUUGGCGUAUGAUUAUUGGCGAAGAUCGUCAGAAAAUCAAACGUUUAGUAUACGGUGACAAUCGACUAGGUGAAUUUCGUUCCCUGUAUAGAAACGCCUUGAAUUCCCUUGAAUCAUAUGGUUUUUCUAUUCAAACUCAGUCAAAAUCGUCACUAGACGAACGUGAAUCCUCCUAUUGCCUUGUAUGUUCCAAUGAAAAUGCUGAAAUUAUUCUUCACUUAUUAACCAAUAUACCUGAUCAUAUAUGUUUAUUAUCUGUUAAAGAUGAUAUUCAUUCUAUUGAUAAUCCUGCUAAAGCUCGUGAAUUUUUAGCCAAUCUAUCGCAUACAGAACGGAAUCAAAGAUUGUGUAAUACAGUAUCUAGUAUAGUUCGGUGGUCUAGUCUAUAUCAAACUGGUUUAGGUUUAAUCUCAGCUGGACCUAAACGAUCCUUACAGUAUGCAUUUGCAAAGCUAGCUAAAAUGUUUUCAAGUUUAGGAGGUAACAAAUAAAAACAAAAGUAGGUAUAUAUUCACAUUCAUUUCUUGUACAUAGUCUGUGCCAAACCAUAUUUUAUUAGUCAUGAUUUUAUGCACAUAUCUUCUUACCUUGUGUAAUAACUUCUUUUUUUAGUUUUCUUCUGAUAGAAAUUGUACUUUUUUUAAUAUGAC